Molecule: messenger RNA, 1129 nt
Organism: Syngnathus acus (greater pipefish)
Lineage: Eukaryota; Metazoa; Chordata; Actinopteri; Syngnathiformes; Syngnathidae
Product: tetranectin-like
Exons: 3
Coding region: 43-630 (195 amino acids)
Source: RefSeq, a predicted model, not a curated record
UACCUCCACGUUGAUCCAUCCUCAGUCUAACAAAGUGUAGCCAUGGAAUGCAAAGGUGUUUGCGUGCUGAUCCUUGGGUUGAUGUUGAUCAACUGCUCACUCCAGCAAAAUCCACCAAAGAAGAAGCCUGCACGAAAAGACAACAAUGCUGCCAUUGAGGAUCUACAGAAACAGAUUGAUGACAUCGUGCAGGACCUCACCCUUCUGAAAGAAGAACAAGCCUUGCAGAGAGUGUGUUUAAAGGGCACAAAGAUAAAGGGCAAGUGCGUCUUGGCCAACCCAGAGAAGAAGUCCUACCACGCAGCCAGCGAGGACUGCAAUGCCCUGGGUGGCGUUCUGGCCACCCCAAUGUCUGCCGAAGAGAACGCCAUGCUGACAGACUACCUCCGCCUCAUCGUGGGCAAAGACGAGCAGGUGUGGCUGGGCUUCAACGACAUGGUGACCGAAGACACUUGGGCCGACCAGACCGGCACCAGUAUCCAGUUCAAGAACUGGGACAGCCGCGCCCGUCAGCCAGAUGGCGGCACGUCCCAGAACUGUGCCGUGCUGUCGGGGCUCGCCAACGGGAAGUGGUUAGAUGAGAACUGCCGUGACGAGAAGGCCUCCGUGUGCCAGUUCAACAUUGUGUGAUCACGUGUAUGCCGUCAAAUUCAAAAUAGCUGCUUUUGUGUGUACUUCUGCUGCAAUGCCACUUUACCUUCUUUUUAAAAGAGGCUUUUUUAAAAAAACAAAUCUGGUUCUGCAAUUGGACUCAUUUACAAUCUGCAGUGGCUGGAAUUCUCAUUCUUUGUGCUCCAACCACAAUUUUUUUAAAAUACCACUAUCAAUACACUCUUUAGCAGCAUUAUGUAACAAAGCUGUUUUUACCGAGGUAUGCAUUCAGUGUUUAUGGUUGAACCGACUCAUCGAGAUCAUCCAAUAUAAAUUGUAUCUGACGAGACAAGCCGCAAAGUCACACCAAAAACUAUUUUAACGUGCCUGUCAAAACUACUAUGCUGCAUUUUGUAUUUCACUGACAAGUCUCACAUUGAGCCUGAAGAAUAUUCUUAUUUUUUUCCUAUUUUCCUUUUAAAUACAGAAGUUAGCCUGAUGUAAUCAGAAACCUAAAUAAAAGCUCAUUGUCUACCUA